Cantharellus anzutake is the source of this 749-nucleotide messenger RNA. RefSeq lists its product as uncharacterized. The annotation marks the transcript as partial. NCBI's taxonomy places the organism in Eukaryota, Fungi, Basidiomycota, Agaricomycetes, Cantharellales, Hydnaceae. The transcript has 5 exons. The record is from RefSeq and is a predicted model, not a curated record. Gene Ontology annotation, cellular component: mitochondrion.
CAGAUUAUGCCUGUGCUUGACUUACGGGUACCUUCCCCAUUCAAGGCUUCAUGGGAGAGGCAGGGGAUACUGGGCUGUUGGAACUGGUUGAAGGAUGCAUGGAAAGAAAGGGCCAAAAAUUCCACACAUCUAUACCUUUCGACAGUACACCCUGCCGUUUUCCCCCAUCUCAAACGCAGACCCUUUGUUUUCAGCCCGAGCCUACUUUUCUUCCGCUCAGGGAGGGAAACUGCAAUUCUGGGACCACUGAGGCGACUCGCCUUGGACUGUUACUUGAAAUACAACGAGGCGUUGGCGAGUGGUGACAUGAAAGCUAUACGAGAUGUCGCCCGCGACCCCAUCGCCCAAGAAGCAGAAACCAAGAUAAAAAAACUCACGACCAGCGGGACCAAGCUGGUAUGGACGUAUCACGGAGAAGCCAAGAAGACGCAAUGUGUCUCGUAUCGCCAUGUCCCUGAUGCAGGGAUUGGUGUUACAGGACCUAGGGCUGGUAUUCAGCAGGUGUUGGUUCAAUUCGUGACACUUCAAUCCUUGGCGGUAUACGAUAAGAAUGGGAAACUACUUCGUGGGAACCCUAAAAGUCCCAAAAAGGUGACCGACUUUUACGUGUUUGAGUUCAGAGGCUGGGACACGGAAGGUUGGCGCAUGAAAGCUAGGUUGUUCGAACCAACCGAACCAAAUAGAUGAUGUAUUUACAAAAUGCACUAUCGGAGCACAACAGGGAAACUGAAGUACUUACUCGCCUGCUG